Magnolia sinica is the source of this 786-nucleotide messenger RNA. Its product is annotated as stellacyanin-like. Gene Ontology annotation, molecular function: electron transfer activity. Gene Ontology annotation, cellular component: plasma membrane. The coding region runs from base 50 to 601 and encodes 183 amino acids. The transcript is spliced from 2 exons. The record is from RefSeq and is a predicted model, not a curated record. Lineage: Eukaryota; Viridiplantae; Streptophyta; Magnoliopsida; Magnoliales; Magnoliaceae.
ACGAACCCCAAACAGCAUCCAUUCGUCCUCUCUAUCAAUCUCUCACCAAAUGGGUAAGCUCCUUCUCUCUUUCCUCAUUGGCCUGGGCCUUGUGCUAACGUGCACUGCUACGGUGUACCCUGUCGGAGAUACGGCUGGUUGGGAGAUAAGCACGGACUUUGAUUCAUGGGCCAAGGGCAAGAAUUUUAAAGUUGGCGAUGUUCUUCUGUUCCAAUAUUCAUCAUUGCACACCGUGGAUGUGGUGACUAAAGACAAUUACGACAAUUGCAACGCCACCGGUGCACUACAGAGCAACAGUGGUGGGAACACGUCCAUUCCACUAACGACAGCUGGCAACAAGUACUUCAUCUGUGGGACCCUUUCCCACUGCUUGGGUGGGAUGAAACUGCAAGUGAGUGUGAAUGCAGGAGCCCAGGAAACAAGCCCAGCUGGUGCACCCCUGCCUCCAAAGUCGCCCGACCCAGUUCCGGCCCCUUCUACGGAUAUCAACAAAACAUUGCCUACCACCCCUUCUCUUGGAUUUUCGUAUAGUGCAAGGGACUCUCUACUUUUUGCUUGGUCUUGUAUCUUUGGGACCCUUUUAUGGACGGUGAUUAUUUGAGUAUGGUAAUACUUAAGGGGCCCAGUAUUUGCACCCACCCUUUUUUGUUAGAUACACCUUUUCAUCGAAAAUAGUAGAAAAAAGGGGUCUAUAAAUCGAACUUGGUGGGUGUACAUGUCAUUUUCCGAUGUAUGAGUAUGAAUAUUGUUUUCCUUUGUUAUAUAAUGUAAUCGAUUUUUCUUCCA